Messenger RNA from Struthio camelus australis, 2082 nucleotides. NCBI's taxonomy places the organism in Eukaryota, Metazoa, Chordata, Aves, Struthioniformes, Struthionidae. The record is from RefSeq and is a predicted model, not a curated record.
GCCUCAUCCCGCCACCCCGGCAUGACGCACCUCCUGGGCAGCCCCACCUGCAUGGACAGCCUGAGGGCUGACAUCACGGACCUGCAAGGAGCCAUCGCCGACGUCUUCUCCCGGGCUGGGGCUGUUCGCUACCCUUCCUGGAAGUUCCCCGAUAAAGUAUCCUGCGAGCUGGACCUGGUGGAGCUGCUGGAGCGCUACGACUACGUGGAGAACGACCUCGAGUUCACCCAGCAUUCCCACGUGGUGCUGCUGGAGCUGGUAAUCGACAGAAGGCUGCUCCUGCUGCUUCAGAGCUUCACAGGCUAUGCAGAAAACCUGCUCAGCGACAAAGCCAUCCCCCCAGCGCAGGCAGUGGGGCCCUGCAUGUCGGCGGGGCUGACGGUGCGGAAGUACUGGAACAGCAUGCUGAAACUGGGAGCCCUCUACAAGCAGCUCCUGACUGAGAAGAUGACUUGCACAAAAGACAUCUCCACACUGAAAUCUACCCCUGAGGGUGUGAAAACUGAGAAGGAGCAUUUGAAGAGCUGUUCACCUGCUGUUUCGGAGUUAACCUCAUCCAUAGAUAUUGCCCAGUCAACCUCUUUGUGCCUGCUGCAGAGUGUCAGCGUGCCAGACUGUGACACCUCUGGCAACUCGCUUCCCAGGUCUACAUGCAGCCGCAGCAUCCCCACACAGACAACUGAGUCAUCUCUGGUACCCUGUGACUCGUGUGCUAGUGCACAAGCCAGCCUCCGGGAGGUCAGCAAAGCCAUCACCGGCAUCUGCCAGAGUCAGAACAUCCCCUCGGCUCUGAGCAGAUUCCACGAGACAUUGGAGGAGACCAUGGGUAGAAGGACCCUCUCUGCAAUGGACAUGAGUUACUGGGCCUCAGAACAAAGCAAGGACCUCUCCCGGAUCAGCAAACAUCUCCACAUGCUGCUGCAGCUGAUAAACCCUCUGAAGUCAAAGCUGGAAGAAUCAGAGAAACAGAAGGAUGAGCUGCAGAAGCAGGUUGAGGAAUUUGCCAAAUUGCUUCAGGAAGAGAAGAAAACCCAAGAACAGCAGAGGAAGGAGGCUGAGCAGACCCUGGAAGUAAAGAAGAAAGAGUAUUUGGAGACUGUAGUCAAACUGGAGCAGGAUAAGGAGGACCUACGGAGAGGAGCUGCUCUGCUGGAAGAGCGAAUCUCUACCUUAAAGGAAGAGCUGGCUGCUAAGCAAGCUACUCUGCAGGAGCUGGAGGCGACCAAGAAGACCCUGCUGGAGGACAUGAAGACCAAGAUGGUGGCCAAGAACCAGGUGCUGGAGCUGGAGGAGAAGGUACAGCUGCUCACUGGCCAGCAGGAGGGCAUGGGCCAGGAGCUGAGUACUGUCACCACUCAGCUGGAGAAAGAGAAGGCCAAAGUGGAGAGUAUGCUGAGGCACGAGGAGUCCCUCCAGGCCAAGCAGAGAGCUCUGCUGCAGCAGCUGGACAGCCUGGACCAGGAGUGUGAGGAGCUGCGAGCCAGUCUGGGAGAAGUUGAGGAGGACAAGGCCAGGCUGGCAGAGCAGCUGAAGGAGAGCCAGGACACAAGGGAGCAGAGCAGGUGCCAGCUAGAGGCACAGCAGAAGCUGCUGGAAACCCUGCAGCGGGAGAAGCUGGGCCUGGAGCAGUCCAUCUCCGAGCUACGCACAAACAUCUCUGGCCUGGAGGAGCUGAUUCGGGAGCUGAAGGAGCGGGAAAGGCUCCUGGUGUCCUUCCCAGAGCUCCAUGUCCCUGUUGAGACACAGUUUGAGACCACUGGGAACUUCACUGAGGACAUGGAGAAGCAGCUGCAGGCCAACAACAUCAGGCUCAGCGUCCUGGAGCAGGAGAACGCGCGGCUCAGGGCUGCGCUAGCCAAGGUGAAGGUGGCAGCUCAACAGGGAGUAUUGAAGCUCCCAGCGCCUUUACCGCAACAUCUAACGCUGGGAAUCAAAGCGGGCCGGGCAGGCUGGGACGGCGACGUGCCCGACGAACGGCAGCGCGUGCCGGGGUACGGGGGCAGCACGGCGGCAGUCCCCUCUGCUGACGGCAGCCCUCCGCCUCUAGCUUCCCUGCUUUCUGCAGGACCGCUGCUGCAGUGA